AUGUCGGACGAAGAACAUCAUUUUGAGUCGAAGGCUGACGCCGGAGCUUCGAAGACCUUUCCCCAGCAGGCUGGUACUAUCCGCAAGAACGGUUAUAUUGUCAUCAAAGGCCGAGCUUGCAAGGUUGUGGAGGUCUCAACUUCCAAGACUGGCAAGCAUGGUCAUGCAAAAUGCCACUUUGUUGGAAUUGACAUCUUCAAUGGAAAGAAGCUUGAAGAUAUUGUUCCUUCUUCUCACAACUGUGAUGUUCCCCACGUGAAUCGCACCGACUACCAGCUGAUUGAUAUAUCUGAGGAUGGAUUUGUGAGUCUGCUGACCGACAAUGGCAAUACCAAGGAUGACCUGAAGCUUCCGACCGAUGAAAGUCUGCUUACGCAGAUCAAGGAUGGAUUUGCCGAGGGAAAAGACCUGGUUGUGAGUGUGAUGUCUGCCAUGGGGGAGGAGCAGAUCUGCGCCCUCAAGGAUAUUGGUCCAAAGUAG
Ilex paraguariensis (yerba mate) is the source of this 480-nucleotide messenger RNA. Lineage: Eukaryota; Viridiplantae; Streptophyta; Magnoliopsida; Aquifoliales; Aquifoliaceae. The record is from the annotation of a GenBank genome assembly.